Molecule: messenger RNA, 1290 nt
Organism: Panicum virgatum (switchgrass)
Lineage: Eukaryota; Viridiplantae; Streptophyta; Magnoliopsida; Poales; Poaceae
Product: probable CCR4-associated factor 1 homolog 11
Exons: 1
Coding region: 231-1133 (300 amino acids)
Cellular component (GO): CCR4-NOT core complex; CCR4-NOT complex; P-body
Molecular function (GO): nucleic acid binding; poly(A)-specific ribonuclease activity
Source: RefSeq, a predicted model, not a curated record
GCCGCCUUCCUUAUACAAUUCCCCGCACCCUCCUGCCCCGUUCCCUCCUCCCCUGCCCUCGCCGUGCAUCCUAUAAAACCCCGGCGACCCUGGGUACUCGCAAGUCCCUACCUCACCCAGCAUCUCGAAUUCUCAAGAGUUUGCAGCAGCGGAAGGAAUUCAAAUCUCUUUCUUUCUAUAUUCUAUUCGGCGGCAAUUGACAAUUGGAUCCUCCAAUCAGAAUUAAGAAAAUGCCUUCCGAGAAUUUGGCCGGCGCCGGCUGGAGGCAGAAGCAGAAGCAGAAGCGCCGCCGCCAGCAGCAGCAGCAGCAGCACCAGCACCAGCAGCAGCAGCCUGGCCUGCAGAUCCGGGAGGUUUGGGCGGACAACGUGGAUCGCGAGUUCAAGCUCAUCCGCGCCGCCAUCGAGCACUUCCCCUACGUGUCCAUGGACACCGAGUUCCCGGGCGUCAUCCACCGCCCCGCCAAGCACCCUGCCGCCAUGACCCCCACCGAGCGCUACGCCCUCAUCAAGGCCAACGUCGACGCGCUCCACCUCAUCCAGGUCGGCCUCACCUUCGCCGCCUCCCCCUCCGCGCCGCCCGCGGUCGCCUUCCAGGUCAACCUCCGCGAGUUCGACCCGCGCCUCCACCGCCACGCCCCGGACUCGAUCGCCCUCCUCGCCGCCAGCGGCCUCGACUUCGCCGCGCACCGCGCUAGGGGCGUCAGCGCGCGCGCCUUCGCCGCGCUGCUCAUGUCCUCGGGACUCGUCUGCAACCCGGAGGUGGCGUGGGUCACCUUCCACUCCGCCUACGACUUCGCCUACCUCGUCCGGAUCCUCAUGGGCCGCAAGCUGCCGAGGUCGCUGCCCGAGUUCCUCAAGUACGUGCGCGUCUACUUCGGGCCCGAGGUCUACGACGUCAAGCACAUGAUGCGCUCCUGCGGCCUCUUCGGCGGGCUCGAGCGCGCCGCCGCCGCGCUCCAGGUGCAGCGCGCGGCGGGGCGGUGCCACCAGGCCGCCUCCGACAGCGUGCUCACCUGGGACACGUUCAGGCAGAUGAAGAGACUCUACUUCGCAAAGGAAGGCAGCCUCCAGCUCUGCGCCGGCGUGCUCUUCGGACUAGAGCUCCAAGAGGACGCCUGCAACCUCAGAUGAUCGAUCACACAUUCUUGUUGUACAGAGCAGCUCAUCAAUUGCUCCUCUCCCGAAAUGGAUUCGAUCGGGACAAUAAUUAAAUUAAUACGAACAGAUAGAAAAAAGAAUGGUUCUUUGAUUGGUUAUAAAAAUUUGGUUGCGUCUCCGAUCCGAUUUA